Messenger RNA from Diabrotica balteata, 1476 nucleotides. Lineage: Eukaryota; Metazoa; Arthropoda; Insecta; Coleoptera; Chrysomelidae. The record is from the annotation of a GenBank genome assembly.
AUGGUUAGAGAACACAUUGAAGUAUCAAAAACAGAGAUUGAGGAUUUAAGACAAUCAUUCCUGGAUGAAGUCUCUUCAAAAGGACAUGAUAGUAUUCAUCCUAAAGAUUUACAAAGGGUAAAAACCGAUGAUGACUGGCUACGGAGAUUUUAUUUACAUCAAGAGAAAAAUCCAGAAAAAACCCGCGAUAUGAUGUGGUCGUCAAUAACGUGGAGGAAAGAACAAAAAGUCAAUGAAAUUAGUGAAGAUAGCAUUAGUAAGGAACUACUUUGUUCUGGAGCGUUUGGGAUACAUGGGACCGAUAUAGAUGGUUGCAAAUUAUUAGUUUUCAAAUGCAAUAAGCAUACAAAAGGUGCUCUAGAUAUAAAUAUUGUAAAACAAUGUAUUAUCUACUGGUUUGAAAGAUUAGAGAGAGCUACAAAAGGAGAUUUUUGUUCUAUAUUUUUUGAUAUGGAAGGAUGUGGCCUAAGUAAUAUGGAUAUGGACGUGAUAAAAUACCUUAUAGGACUGUUUAAUUCGUAUUAUCCUUAUUUUUUGAACUAUAUACUCAUUUUUGAAAUGCCUUGGGUGCUAACUGCUGCCUUUAAAAUAGUUAAGACUUUAUUGCCUGAAAAAGCUAAAGAAAAAAUUAAAUUUAUAUCUAAGAAAGAUAUAAGUACCUUUGUGCCUACUGAACAUAUCAUUACAAGCUGGGGUGGUAAAAACCCUUAUGUAUUUAGCUUCGUUCCCGAAACCUUUCCGGAUCAAGAAAAAGAGAAGGUUGUCGUGUCAAAUAAUAAUAAAAAGGUUCACUUUGUCGAUGGUUCAAUGUCAGAACAAGCUGCUGGUAACGCCGAAAAAGAAUCUGAUGGAGGAUACCUCAAAGUUUCUCCAUCAGGUAUCAUCACAUUCGUUAAAGAUGGAAAUGAACUCAUUAGUACUUUGGAACUUCAAAAUGCAGAUGAUAGUAUCCAUGUCUCCUAUAAGCUUAAAACAACUUCCCCCGAAAAAUUCAGGGUUAAACCAAGCACAGGUUGUUUGGCCCCUGGUGAGACUGCCGUUGUUAAUGUAACGCUAUUACCCGGAUUUCAACUUGGAGGUCUAUCACGUGAUAAAUUUCUUGUAAUGAGUACCCCAAUGGAAACCAGUGAAUUAGAUAAUUUAGAUUUACCCGAAUUGUGGAAGAAUACCAGUGGAAGGAAACUGUACCAGCAUCGACUGAAAUGCAUCCAAAGUGGAGAAGUUACCAAGAACGGCAACGUAAUUGUGACUGCGCCAACUGUUGCUGAAACCGACCAAAGCAGCGUCAGUAAAUUGUCAUCGACGAUUUCCGAGAUAAGAACCGCGCAAAUAGAGUUGCGACAGUCUGUGAAAAUAACCCAAUAUUUCCAAAUGGUGACCUUAUUUGUAGUUUUAAUACUAGGAGUCGUAGUAGGUUAUAUGGCUCGUAACUCCAAGGACACAUCUUCAGAACAUCCCUAUUGUAAUCAUCCAUAA